AUGUCGGAGCGCAUCGAGCAGUGCUACUGCAUUAAGUUCUGCUACAAGCUUGGUGAUACACAAGUGCAAACUAUCCAGAAGAUUCAGCAAGCCUUUGGCGAUGAAGCCAUGGGAAUAACACAGAUAAAGGAGUGGUAUAAUCGCUUCAAGCAAGGACAAAUCUCAGUUGAGAGCAAGCCACGGUCAGGCAGGCCAUCCACCAGCAGAAACGAAGAAUUCGUUGAAAAUGUUCGUCGAAUAGUGAAGGACGACCGUCGUAUAACCAUCAAAGAAAUUACAGAAGCAGUAGGAAUAAGCUCAGGAUCAGUUCAUACAAUUUUAACGGAAGAUUUGGCCAUGCGACGAGUGUCUGCUAAAUUCCUUCCCAAGUUGCUGGUGGAACAGCAGAAAAACAACUCCUCCUGGAAAUUGCACAAGACCUGCUUGACUGUGCUAACAGUGACUCUGACUUCAUGA
Molecule: messenger RNA, 456 nt
Organism: Macrobrachium nipponense
Lineage: Eukaryota; Metazoa; Arthropoda; Malacostraca; Decapoda; Palaemonidae
Product: protein GVQW3-like
Exons: 1
Coding region: 1-456 (151 amino acids)
Source: RefSeq, a predicted model, not a curated record